Messenger RNA from Alternaria burnsii, 3222 nucleotides. RefSeq lists its product as uncharacterized. The annotation marks the transcript as partial. Lineage: Eukaryota; Fungi; Ascomycota; Dothideomycetes; Pleosporales; Pleosporaceae. The transcript is spliced from 8 exons. The record is from RefSeq and is a predicted model, not a curated record.
AUGGCUGGAUCAUUAUCUGAUAACCCGAGGGGCAGGCAAGCUGUUGAGAUCUCUACGGUGUUCACUGGUUUAGCCUUCAUAGUCGUCUGCCUUCGACUAUACACACGAUUCUUCCUAAUUCGCUGCGUGGGGAUCGAGGAUGCCGGCAUAGCACUUGCAAUGCUUUGCUCCAUAGGCUUGACCAUCUGCAUCGGUGUCCAGGCCAAAAAUGGUAUGGGUAGGCACACCGACACUAUCAAUAAUGGUGACAUGACCACGUUCCUAAGAGCUUUCUGGGCCAGUCUUAUCGUCUAUUAUCUGUCACUCGGCUUGACCAAGGGAUCGAUGCUUCUCCAGUACCGACGCAUCUUCCCGACCAAGUCUUUCCAGGUUGCAAACUGGAUUACAAUGGCCGUUGUCAUCAGCUACACUAUCUGGACGGUCUUCUCCAGUAUCUUCAUGUGUGUACCCGUGCGAGCUUUCUGGACCCAUGAGAAGGCUACCUGCCUCAACCAAUUCGCCGUCUGGUUUACCAACGCCGCCAUCAAUAUCAUCACGGAUUUCGCAAUCAUUCUCCUUCCUAUACCAGUUAUCCGGAAGCUCAACUUGGGCAAAAGGCAAAAGAUUGGACUCAUCUCGAUCUUUGCGAUCGGUGGAUUAGGUGGCAGCAAAGCGCUACGCACUAAGGACGACUACGUUCUAGACGUGACAAAGCGCUCAAACGGCUCGAGCGAGGAUGCGCGAGAUAUUCAGGUCGUUACCGACAUCCACGUCGAAGUCGACGGUGCCGAUGGAAGGAGAAUAAGUGGCUGGAGAACGCCUGCAUCGCAGAACAACUGGGCGGACAAUAUUUCCAGCAAGGAAACCCAACGGGAGAACAGCACUGAGUCGCUGGUCAAUCAGCACCCACGACCGCUCUCGAACGUCAGCACAUCCACUACCUGUAUAGUAGCUCCGGCUUCUACUAGAACGAAUACAGCCGCAGCAAUCAUCAUGGCACCGAUCGCUGCGGUCACAUGCAACGAGCAUUCAUCAACUGCUCCACCAAGUCCACGCCUGCAGGACGCGGUCAACUCCAUCUCUUCCGGCAUGUCUGCAUGGGGCGAAACCACCUAUCCGUCCGCAACGCCAAGCACGACGUCUGUAACCCUGCGCCGCUCGUCUUCAGCCUGCGACUUGUCGGAGAUGCCAGCGUUCGAUAACGCAAAGACUUACACUGUAAGCCCAGCACUUUUCGGAUUCCAGCUCACCAUCUCCUGCGGCAUUACCAAGGUUCCGCGGUGGCUUCAUGACUCUACCAGCGAUACUAUCCAGCCGAUACCUGUCUCAUCGUCUUCCGGAAUCAACACGGCUGUUGAGCUCUCGCCUGUCAAGGUGAGCGUCGUCAUGCUCAUCGUUACUUUUGUAACUCUGUGGGUCGCGCAGUCUAUCUCUGAUGACCUCCCAAGCUAUGCUACAGCAAGCCUAUUGCUUUGGCUAGUUUUUGGCGGUCAUGAGCAGCUAAGGCCCGACGAGAUGCUGGUUGUAAAACCGCUUGACUCGCCAUAUGCCACCAUACCUGAACAAUUUCAAGAAAUUGGUUCUCCAGCCAUUGUCGUCACUCCUCCAGAAGACACUCGAUCCGUUGUUGAUCAUGACACCAAGCUUAUCACAGUGGUCGAGACCAUCGACUUUCCGGAAGUGACUUCGGAUAUGGUCGAGCUAUAUACCCCUCGGAUGCAAGCUUGGCUGGAGGAGUCGACCCUCGACUUCGUUCCUGAGCGAGACGUCACUUCUGUGGAUGAUAUUGCAGAUUCACCGAGUCCAAUCACACCCUUCGAAGGCGUCGUCCAAGCGUCGCAAUUGGUCGUCCAUAACAGUGACACCAAUGAUCUUCUCGCCUCACCGACGAUUUGGGAUGAACAAGAAGCAUUUCUCAGAUCUUUGAAUGAGCUUCCUGACCUCGCCAGUGAUACUCCCGGCCUUCAGCUAGCAGCCGUCCUCCUCGAGCAUGACUUCCCCACUUUCAGGAUCGGUGAGGGUUUCUGCGCAUCGAACGACGCUUGUCAAGUCGGCCCUGUUUAUUUGCCUGGUUCUGAGCAAGGUACUGAAUUGAUGUCUUGGCCGGAUCGUCCUGUGGCGGCAGAUAGGUCUGAUAUCGACUACAUGCGCGAUCGGCUCCAGAAGUAUCUUUCGAGACGGACAAUCGACAAGAUCGCUUCCAUGCAGCCCGAAUACUGUUACAACCUUGAACAUAUCAAGCUCAUCACUGGACAGUCCCAGAAGCGAUACACGCCUGAGUGUCCGCCCCAUUGGCGUUUCCAGUACUCACCUAACGAGUCGGCUAGGCCAUAUCUCGAUGUCGAAGAGGAAUUUGCCAUCAAUGAAGGCAUUGCUGAUUACAACUUCGAUUGUAGGACAGAAGAGGUGGUUGGCAGAGUACAGAAUACCCUGCGAACAAAAGAACAAUUCCAAAAGGUAGACUGUGGCAGCGAGCCCAUCCUGCGAUGGAUCAGCAACGUUGAAGAGAAUUUGUUGGUUGAUCCACAAGUCUACGGACGGUGCAAGUGUGGCGAGGCCGCCAUGGAAGCUGUACGAUGGUAUCGUCGACAAGAUGAAAGCCACUACACUUCGAAGAAGCAGCGGUCUUUGAAGAAGUUUCCCCUUCGCCAAAUGUCUAAACACGAGUCCGACGAUCGCUACGUUUGCGAUCUUGAGCAGCGAUCGGCAUAUCCCCGGAGCCAGCAGAUCACGCAAAUCUGCAAGCAGCACAAAACCAUUACGGAUAGCAUCUUCGUUCUCGUUGACACUUCUGUCGAAGACAUCAACGAUCGGCUCAGCAACCCAGGUGGCAUGCUUCCCGCCCCUGGCAGGAGGCAUUCGUCAAUCUACCCCGACGGCUGGCAUGUCAAGAAACAUGCCGUACAGCUUCCAUUCGAGCAGCGCCCUCCCCGUUGUCGGCACGGGUUCCUUCAUGUUAUUUUCUGUUUCGAGUGCUUUCCACGACAUCAUUUCGCUCAUAAGUGCCAGGAGUGCAUCGAGUACCGCCUUGCUAUGAACGCAAAACACCCCAACAUGAUGGUGCUUGACGCGGCGCGCAGUGCAGCUAUGGAGGCUACACAAGGCCACCAGAACUUCGACCUAGCACGGGAUGCCCAGACUAGGCAUCGGAAAAACCUGAUCGAUAUCUUCAUGGGGGCCAAAAUUCCUCAACUCUCGUUGACAUCUCCUUCUCCUGCUGUUACACCAUCGGCUGGACGGAGG